Messenger RNA from Nerophis lumbriciformis (worm pipefish), 4842 nucleotides. RefSeq lists its product as uncharacterized. Lineage: Eukaryota; Metazoa; Chordata; Actinopteri; Syngnathiformes; Syngnathidae. The record is from RefSeq and is a predicted model, not a curated record.
ACAACAAGGCUACGUGUCCCUUUGAAACGGCAUCAUGGCACAACAUGUGAUGAUGUAGCACAGCGAGCACCCUCAUCACAAAAACAAACACCUCGUGAUGUCAGGCCUUCAUUCGUGGCAUCCUGACCCGCUCAACACAUUGCAGAUGCCACACUGAGCCCGAGAGUAACCCUUGCUGAGGAGCAGCGAGCCUACAAUGGAGGAGAACAUCGCCUCCUACCUGAAGUUUCUGGAGGGGAACUACAGGAAGAUGUUGAUUGAAAACUCUGAGCUUUCCAACACCAUGAGGGCCAACGAGAAGACACAGGCCGAGUUGCGCAAGAGCAACGUGGAGCUGGACAAGUUCAAAGUGGAGCUGCGCACCGUCAACGUGGAGCUGGACCAUGUCCAGGUGGAGCUGUGCAAGACCAACCGAGAGCUGGACCACCUCAAAAUGGCCACGCAGAUGUCCCACAAGGAGGCGCGCUGGAGACGGGAGAAGGAGGAGCUGCUCCGAGGCAAGGAAUCGCUGCACGACAACACCGACCACAGGGAGAGACCACAUCUGGACUGCUUUGUCGUAACUGCCGACUUGACGGAAAAGAACAACAUGGAGGAGAACCAGCAAGGAAUGGAUUGUCCUGAAAAGUCAGGGACUGACCAAAAGACGAAGGAGGAGAAACAGAGGGAAGGAGAGACACACAGCGAUCAGGAGAAGGUCAAUCACGACCACAAAGACCAGGAGAAUGGCCAGAGGGAGGAGGAAGAGAAAAAGAGGGCGAAGGAUGAGAACAAGUGGGAUAGUGACCAGGAGGUGGCGGAGAAGAUGGCGAAGAAGCAAAAUAAUGGCAGGGAGGGAGAGGAGGAGGAGCAAGGUAUUGAUCAGGAGAAGAUGGCGGAGGAGAAGGAGCCAGCGACGGACAAGAAAAUGGGGAGGGAGAAGGAGCAGGAAAGUGACAAGGCGGAGAAGAUGGAGAUGGAGCAAGGGAGAGCAAAUGGCAAAAAGGAGGAGGGGAAGGUGGAGAGGGAGGAGGAAGAGGAGCGUCCACGGGAGAAGGUGGAGAUGGAGAAGGAGCAAGAGAGUGACGAGAAGAUGGAGAGGGAGCAAGAGAGGGAUGAGAAGAUGGAGAGGUGGAAGGCGCAAGAGAGUGACGAGAAGAUGGAGAGGGAGCAAGAGAGGGAUGAGAAGAUGGAGAGGAAGAAGGAGCAAGAGAGUGACGAGAAGAUGGAGAGGAAGAAGGAGCAAGAGAUUGAUGAGAAGAUGGAGAGGGAGCAAGAGAGGGAUGAGAAAAUGGAGAGGUGGAAGGCGCAAAAGAGUGACGAGAAGAUGGAGAGGAAGAAGGAACACAAGAGUGACGAGAAGAUGGAGAGGUGGACGGAGCAAGAGAGUGACGAGAAGAUGGAGAAGUCGAAGGAGCAAGAGAGUGACAAGAAAAUGGAGAGGAAAAAGGAACACGAGAGUGACGAGAAAAUGGAGAGGAAGAAGGCGCAAAAGAGUGAUGAGAAGCUGGAGAGGGAGCAAGAGAAGGAUGAGAAAAUGGAGAGGUGGAAGGCGCAAAAGAGUGACGAGGAGAUGGAAAGUAAGAAGGAACACGAGAGUGACGAGAAGAUGGAGAGGUGGACGGAGCAAAAGAGUGACGAGAAGAUGGAGAAGUCGAAGGAGCAAGAGAGUGACAAGAAAAUGGAGAGGAAAAAGGAACACGAGAGUGACGAGAAAAUGGAGAAGAAGAAGGCGCAAAUGAGUGACGAGAAAAUGGAGAGGAGGAAGGAGCACGAGAGUGACGAGAAAAUGGAGAGGAAGAAGGAACACAAGAGUGACGAGAAAAUGGAGAGGAAGAAGGAACGCGAGAGUGUUGAGAAAAUGGAGAGGAAGAAAGAGCACGAGAGUGAUGAGAAAAUGGAGAGGAAGAAGGAACACAAGAGUGACGAGAAAAUGGAGAGGAAGAAGGAACACGAGAGUGAUGAGAAAAUGGAGAGGAAGAAAGAGCACGAGAGUGACGAGAAAAUGGAGAGGAAGAAGGCGCAAAAGAGUGACAAGAAAAUGGAGAGGAAGAAGGAACACGAGAGUGACAAAAAAAUGGAGAGGAGGAAGGAACACGAGAGUGACGAGACAAUGGAGAGAAAGAAGAAACAGGAUAGUGACGAGAAAAUGGAGAGGAAGAAGGAACACGAGAGUGAUGAGAAGAUGGAGAGGAAGAAGGAGCAAGAGAGUGACGAGAAGUUGGAGAGGAAGAAGGAGCAAGAGAGUGACGAGAAGAUGGAAAGGAAUAAGGAGCAAGAGAGUGACGAGAAAAUGGAGAGGAAGAAGGAGAAAGAGACUGAUGAGAAGAUGGAGAGGAAGAAGGAACACGAGAGUGAUGAGAAGAUGGAGAGGAUGAAGGAGAAAGAGACUGAUGAGAAGAUGGAGAGGAAGAAGGAGCAAGAGAGUGACGAGAAGAUGGAGAGGAAGAAGGAGCAAGAGAGUGACGAGAAGAUGGAGAGAAAGAAAGAGCAAGAGACUGACGAGAAGAUGGAGAGGAAGAAGGAGCAAGAGAGUGACGAGAAGAUGAAGAGGAAGAAGGAGCAAGAGAGUGACGAGAAGAUGGAGAGGAAGAAGGAACACGAGAGUGACGAGAAAAUGGAGAGAAAGAAGGAACACGACAGUGACGAGAAAAUGGAGAGGAAGAAGGCGCAAAAGAGUGAUGAGAAGAUGGAGAGGAAGAAGGAGCAAGAGAGUGACGAGAAACUGGAGAGGAAGAAGGAACACGAGAGUGACGAGAAGAUGGAAAGAAAGAAGGAACACGACAGUGACGAGAAAAUGGAGAGGAAGAAGGCGCAAAAGAGUGAUGAGAAGAUGGAGAGAAAGAAAGAAGACAAGAGUGACGAGAAACUGGAGAGGAAGAAGGAACACCAGAGUGACGAGAAGAUGGAAAGGGAGAAGGAGCAAGAGAGUGACGAGAAGAUGGAGAGGGAGAAGGAGCAAGAAAAUGGACAAAAAAAGAAAGAGGGGAAGAAGGAGAAAGAGGAGGAUCUCCUCAGGGAGGAGAAAGGGAGCAAAGAGGAGGCAAAAAGCGAUCAGAAGGAAGACAAAGAGGAGAAGAACAACAAGGAGAAGGAAAAUGUCCAAAAGGAGAAGAAAGACACAAUGUUAUGGAAGGAGGAGGAGAAAAAAGGCCUAAAGAACGAGGAGAGCCAGACGGCUUCAACAAGUUAUGAGAGGAAAGAGGAGGAGUACAGACUGGAGGAGAAGUGGAAGGAGAGAAGAAUGGCACUGAUGGGGGAGUGGAGGGAGAGGGAGAGGAAGGAGCAGGAGAAGAAGAAGGAGAAAGACAAGAAGUUAAGGGAGGAAUGGGAAGAGCGGGAGAAGAGAGAGGAGGAGAGGAGGCGAGAGAGGGAGAGGAGAAUUAGGGCAGAGUGGAGGGCGAGGGAGAGGAGGGAGAUGGAGAGGAAGAGAGAGAGGGACAGACUCAAAGCCGAGUUGAAGGAGAGAGACAAGAAGGAGGAGGAGCAGAGGAAGAGAGACAAGGAGGAGACCAAGGACAAGGACAAGAGAGACGGGAUGGAGAGCAGCGGGGAGGAGGAGUACAGGGAGAAGAGGGAGCAGGAGAAACUGAAGGCGGAGUGGAGAGAGCGGGAGAAGAAGGAGGAGGAGAAGAGGAAGGACAGGGACAGGAAACGCAAGGCAGAGUGGGAGGAGGUGCAGAGGAGAGACAAGGAGAAGAGGAAGGAGAGGGAGAAGAAGAGGGGAGACAAAAAAGAGAGCUCCUUCUCCCAAAAGCUGAUGAGUCUCAUGUGCUGCGGAGGACGCAAUUGAAGAGAGGAUUCUUUUUGUCUUCCACCAAGUCUGCAGCAGCAUCUUGGAUCUGAUUCUUUUUGUCCUCAACCAAGUCUGCAGCAACAUCUUGGAUCUGAUUCUUUUUGUCUUCAACCAAGUCUGCAGCAACAUCUUGGAUCUGAUUCUUUUUGUCCUCAACCAAGUCUGCAGCAACAUCUUGGAUCUGAUUCUUUUUGUCCUCAAACAAGUCUGCAGCAACAUCUUGGAUCUGAUUCUUUUUGUCCUCAACCAAGUCUGCAGCAACACCUUGGAUCUGAUUCUUUUUGUCCUCAACCAAGUCUGCAGCAACAUCUUGGAUCUGAUUCUUUUUGUCUUCAACCAAGUCUGCAGCAACAUCUUGGAUCUGAUUCUUUUUGUCCUCAACCAAGUCUGCAGCAACAUCUUGGAUCUGAUUCUUUUUGACUUCCACCAAGUCUGCAGCAACAUCUUGGAUCUGAUUCUUUUUGACUUCCACCAAGUCUGCAGCAACAUCUUGGAUCUGAUUCUUUUUGUCUUCAACCAAGUCUGCAGCAACAUCUUGGAUCUGAUUCUUUUUGUCCUCCACCAAGUCUGCAGCAACAUCUUGGAUCUGAUUCUUUUUGUCCUCAACCAAGUCUGCAGCAACAUCUUGGAUCUGACAGCAAGAUGCAGCCUCUCUUUCAUCAACGGGGGCGAAGCUUCGUUCCCCGGGUCACUGUCCGCUGGAGAUGGCAUGUCCACGGGUCAGCUUCCAACAUGGACCGCUUAUUAAAUCUCCGCUUGACGACCGACGGCGACGGCGGGAAAUGUUUCUUCAUAAAAGGCUGAAAGGCUCGCCGACACGAGGACUCCCCGUUGACCACUCCACUUGCAGACAUUAAAGACAUUUUAAUGAGACAAUGUUUGUGUCCUUGACUCGUAUUAAAGUCAACAUGAGAAACUCGCACAUCAUACACCCAACAGACACUUGAUUAGGCACACCUGAGUAGGGAUGGAGACCAGAACUAACAGUACUCGUCGGUCCCGUUUUUCUCCUACUUUUCGUGUGUGUGUACGUGUGUUAAUAAAUGUUGAUUUGCUCAACAAUAAAA